AUGUACAAUACACAAGCCAAGUGUAUCGCUAGUGCGCACUUCGAUGCGCAGUGGAGGGCUCUGCGCAAUGACCUGCAGGGCCAGAUGGACGAGCUGACCCGCAGCACCCGAAGUGAGCUGGGCCGACUGCGAGGCUUGCAGACGCAGUCUGAGGAGGGUGCGCGCCGUCUCGACGCGGUGCUGGCAGAGUCUGCGACAGGGCGACAGAAGGCCGAACGAGUAGAAAGCCAGCUGGAGGAGCUGCGGGGGGUGGUCGCCCGCCUGAAGGAGGAGACUCGCACCGCCAGUGCUGCACAGCAGUCCGACUUCGAGGACCAACUGUGCAAGCUGCGUGACGAGAUCUCCGCCAGUGCCGCCAAGGACCUGCGAUCCCAGAGCGAGGCCAUGGCCGACCUCCAGCGACGCCAUCGGCUGGAUGUGGACUCCGUGCAGGAGCUCGUGGAACGCCAUCGAGGGGAGACUGCUGCAGAGCUGCAGGCACUGAAGACUUCCGAUGCGGAUUGCCAGCUCCAGCUGGAGCAACUCUCGCAGGCUGCUGCGGAUCUCUCAGAGGGUCGAAAAGGACUGGUGAAGGAGGUGGACGACUGCCGCGCGAUGGACAGGCAGAUCGAGGAUGCUGUGCGACGGAUGGAGAUCCGGAUCGAGAGGAUUUCCUCCGCAGCUGCGCAGUGCCUGGAAGGCCUCGACGCUGCCGAGCGCUCGGCAAGCGUGGCAGAGCGGAAAGCUGGUGAACUCAAGGAGCGCGCGGAGCUUCAAAACGAGAGCGUGGAGGCCCUGAAGAGCGCCGAUGCCGAUCGCCAGGCGCAGCUGGAUCGGCUGGUGGGGGCAUUGACGGAGCUUGGCGAAAGCCACAAAGGGAUCCGGGCUGAUGUGGAGAGCUUCCGCAGCGUCGAUAGAAGGCACGUGGAGGAGGCCCUUAGCCGCAUCGACGUCCGGCUCGAGCGCCUUGCUGCGACGACCGCCCAGAAUUCCGAAGGCCAGGCAGACAUCAAAGCCUUCGCGCGCGAGGCUGCUGAGAAGGUGGCCUUAGAUGCCCGCGACCUCGUGGAACAGCGCUCCGGGGAGCUACGCGACCUCCUCGAUCGGCAGUCCUUUGACACUGCUGGGAAGAUCGAGGCCGACUCCUUCUGGCGUGGUUGUAUUGGCCUUUUCUUCUGCGACUGGCCCUCGCGCUGCACCGGGCUUGAUCCUGCUCUUCCGUUUAUGGGUGCCCGUCCUACCUACUGGCCCAUCGAGGUUCUGGCCUGUCUUGGCAUUGGUUUGGUCUGGCUAGGCCACGACAGCGGCCAUUCCAAGGAGCGCGUCGCCUCCUUGGCAUCGGCGCCAAAGGCGCCAACGGGCGGACAGCGGAGACCGGCAGACUUGAGGUUACUGCACAACCAUCACGGCUCGAUGGCGCCCAAGAACUCCGCCAAGGAGAAACAGGGGAAAGGUGGUGGCAAAUCUGGCAAGGUAGAAGGACCGUUGCCGAGUUCGUCGCAAGUGCAGUUGGGGUUUCCGGCCGAGGUGAUCACGGCGUUGCAGUCGAUUCGGGACCGAGCGACGUCCGACCUACGUCUCGACGACUUCACCGUGGCAGAGGACCGCACGCUUAUUCAGGCAGCGAACCAACAAGCAUCGGCCAUCACCAGAGCGACCAAGCGGUUGGAAGCGAACUCGAGGGCGAAGAUCGCCUUGGGACAAGUUCUGGGGCAAUGGCUCGACCGAGUGGGUCGUCAUCUUGCUGCAGUGCCCCGGCAAAUCAACAAUGUCGGAGCACGCCUCGAUGCAGACAUUCAGGAUGCGAUCGCGGCGCUGGAUGCUGCAUCUCAGGGCCUGGCAGCUGGGCAGGCUGCCUUGCUUCGCCAACAGGCAGCCGAGGCAAUGGGACCACCCGUCAGCACUAUGGUUGGGCAGGAGGUACUCCGGAUUGCAGCGGAGUUGAGGGCAGCCGCUGCAGUGCCAUCAGGGAGUGCAUCCUUGGUCCCAGCACUCGGGGGACACUUUGGCCGCCAGGAUCUUGCUGUCGGGCAGGCCGAUGGCGGAAUAGACGUGGAUGCUUUCGCCGGCUUAAGCACGGGCGCCGAGGAAGAAGCCCUUACAGCUUCUCCGGUGAGACUGAUGGUCGAUCCGGGUCCAUCGUUACCAACAACUCUGCACCGUCGAUGGUCCCAGAAGAGGGCCACCGAUCCGACGGUACCACGGCCUUCCAAAAGCCCCAGGCGGAGCGACCCACCGGGAGAAGACAAGGCAGUGGAAGGUGCAGAAAUACCUACCCCUUGGUGCCGUGGGGCCACGGGCCGUUCGCCUGUCGGAUACAAGCCAACGCCCAUCACCACUGUUGGGGAUACGGCCGGGUCGAUGCUUGGUGCUGGAGGAGGACUGCCAGAGGCUUCGGGGCCACCGCUCGGCACAUUCCCUCCAACGGACAUGCCGUGCCCAGCGCAAGGCGAGGAAGACUGGGCAUUCGCCCAACAAACCUGGAUCAUGGCAUGGAUCGCGCUGGCUCAGCGCCUCUCCCUUCAAGGCCGGGACCUGGUGGGAGAUGUGCCCAACCCUCCGGACCAAUCGGACCUUCCUUGGCGCACAGCCACCGAGGAAGAGGUACAGAGUUUUCACCAGACCGCGGAGGCGACUUGGCGAUCUCUUCUCGAACACGCGCAAAGCCCAGAGCUGGUAACAGGACCACAGGUGCUCCGCGUGGCUCAGGAUGUCCAACGACUUGGAGGCAUGAUACACUCCCAGCCCAUCCUGGCUACGUCCUGUCGACAAGGUGUAGUUGCUCUUGCACACCUUCUCAAUGCGAGGAUCCUCGGCCUGGACGGAUUUGCACCUCAAACACGUCAGGAGUGGGCCAACCCCCACGAGGUGUUGGCCAGAGGCCUCACUCCGCACGGGCAUCUUGCUACCUCAAAAACGGAGGACGAAGCCGAGCUGACCCUCCUCGAACAAGACUGCCCGUUCUUCUGA
Messenger RNA from Symbiodinium sp. CCMP2592, 2949 nucleotides. The record is from the annotation of a GenBank genome assembly. NCBI's taxonomy places the organism in Eukaryota, Dinophyceae, Suessiales, Symbiodiniaceae.